GAUAGCUUUGAUGUUGUCUCCCCUUAUUGUCAGACGCUAGACUGAGCGCUGAACAUUUUGUAUUCUUCACUAUAAUGCAUAGCAGUACGACUCUGGUAGUCUGUGCUCCCUUACUGUAAACUAGAAACACUUGUGUUUGCAUUAUACGUUAAAGCGCAGAAACGCAAAAUGGAUUACCCACCUCAAUCAAAACAGACCGGCCGUGAUGUACAUAAUAAACAAGGCUUGAAGGAACGAACAGAAAAACAAAUCCACGUGAAAAAAGGUCUGGAAGUAAGCAAAGAGUGGGAGACUCCAAUCACGUGACAUCAGAAAAUCCAUGCCAUUGGAUAAGGAAACACGGGCCUUCUUAGUUUGAAUCUCCACAAUGCAGAAAACCACUUACUAUGAUAAUUCCGGACUGUUCGGAGGCUACUCGUACCCCAAAUCCGACUCUUACAGUUACAGUUCCACUCACCAACCUUACUCCGCCUCUAACAUUGAGAAUGAUUUCCAGGGUCCGGUCUGCCCGAUACAGACUUCAACGAUCCGACCCGCAACGCAUAAAACCACUGACUUAAAUGGCAGCUGCAUGCGAACGAGUAACAGUCAGGGUAACAGCCAAGCGGCGAGCAUCGGCGAGCAGCAGCAAGCGCCUCCUUUGCCAGCCUCUUCACCAAACUCCAGCAGCACUUCCGCACAGAAAAAGAAGCCUCCCUCUAACAGCUCCUCCAGUAGCACCACACCAGUCAUUACAAAGCAAAUAUUUCCGUGGAUGAAGGAGUCCCGACAGAACUCGAAACAGAAAAACAACAGCUGCACAGCUACAGGUGAAACCUGUGACGACAAAAGCCCACCUGGACCUGCUUCUAAACGCGUUCGCACUGCCUACACCAGCGCCCAACUUGUUGAACUUGAAAAGGAGUUUCAUUUCAACCGCUAUCUUUGUCGUCCUCGCAGAGUGGAAAUGGCUAAUCUGUUGAACCUCACAGAGCGCCAAAUAAAGAUCUGGUUUCAAAACAGGAGGAUGAAGUACAAAAAGGAUCAAAAAGCCAAGGGGAUAAUGCACUCUCCCAUCGGACACUCUCCCGACAGGAGUCCGCCGUUGAGUGGCCCCAAUCACAUUGGCUAUUCCGGUCAGCUCCCGAACGUCAACAGCCUGAGCUACGACGCACCCUCGCCUCCAUCAUUCGCCAAGCCACAACAAAACGUGUACGGCUUGGCUGCCUACACGGCACCAUUAGGUGGCUGCAUACCGCAGCAGAAAAGGUAUCCGGGCUCCGAGUACGAGCACCACAGCAUGCAAGGCAACGGCGGCUUUGCCAACGCUAAUUUACAAGGCAGCCCCGUGUACGUCGGAGGGAAUUUCGUUGAUUCCAUGCCAGCCUCGGGCCCCAUGUUCAACCUCGGCCAUCUCCCCCAUCCCUCAUCCGCCAGCGUGGACUACAGCUGCGCGGCGCAGAUCCCGGGCAACCAUCACCAUGGACCCUGUGACCCACAUCCCACGUACACAGACCUCACUUCUCACCACGCAUCUCAGGGAAGGAUUCAGGAGGCGCCUAAAUUAACGCAUCUGUAGUGGAUUCCGUCUGUGUGCCGAAGCGAUGAUCUCGCUUUUUUUUAAUACCUCACUAGUCUAAAGUACUUUAUAUUGCGCUCCGAGAAGAGCUCCUGUAUUAGCCCGUAUAUUAUUACUGUUAUUGACAUUUCUGCGAUUAUCAUGACGAACAAAACAGCUAGACUGAUGACGUUUAAGGGAUCAAGGAUUUGUUUAUUGUCAGCUGUUCUUGUUUUCUGAAGUGCAAUGUGUAACAAAGGACAGAACAUUUCAUAACGUUUUACUUGAAGGUAAGUCCUGUAGAUCGAUU
This is a messenger RNA of Megalops cyprinoides (Indo-Pacific tarpon), 1847 nucleotides long. RefSeq names its product homeobox protein Hox-D3a. Gene Ontology annotation, molecular function: DNA-binding transcription factor activity, RNA polymerase II-specific; RNA polymerase II cis-regulatory region sequence-specific DNA binding. The coding region runs from base 368 to 1558 and encodes 396 amino acids. The transcript is spliced from 4 exons. NCBI's taxonomy places the organism in Eukaryota, Metazoa, Chordata, Actinopteri, Elopiformes, Megalopidae. Gene Ontology annotation, biological process: regulation of transcription by RNA polymerase II. The record is from RefSeq and is a predicted model, not a curated record. Gene Ontology annotation, cellular component: nucleus.